ACACCACAACAGACUAUACUCUAGGGCUCAAACCUUUCCGAUUGGCCCUUUUGGCCUCCACUACGAGGCCAGUGACAUUUUCCCUGGUGCAUGCGCGUCACUUGCUUCCGGCCGGGGCGCUCGGUGUACCGGCCUUUGCCGCCCGGGUGGAACUCCUAUCCGGCUUUGCUCGCCUAGGUUCCUCCUUGUGCAAUGGCUCGGGACUCAGGUCCGCUUCCUGAAGGACCUCUCUUAAGACUCCUACCUUUAGACUCUAGAGACCGGGACACCCAGCGCUGUCGCCUGGGCCCGGCAGCCUUCCGUGUCUUGGGUGCGCACUUGGGCUCAGCGGUGAAGAUAUCGCUGCCUGACGGCGGCUCCUGCCUUUGCACUGCUUGGCCGCGGCGAGACGGAGCGGACGGGUUUGUGCAAUUGGAUCCGAAGUGCGCGAGCCCCGGGUGGGCAGUCGGGGCGCCGGGGUUCCAAGGGAGUCUCAGCCUGAGCCACCUCCGCCUGGUGCCCUGCCCGCCCCUUCGGCGCCUCACUGUGUGGCCGGAGUUGCGGGAGCAGGCGGGCGCGCCUGGUGCUCCAAAUCCAGCCGCGGUCCUGGAGGCAGCACAGGAGCUUUUGCGGAACCGGCCGGUCUCCCAGGGACACGUGGUGGCCGCCAGCCCCGGCGUCCCCGGCCCGGUGGCCGCCCUGCACAUCGUCAGCGGGGUGCCUAGUCCGGAUCCUGCUGGGCUGGUCACUCCUCACACCCUCAUCGGCCUCAGCUGCAAGCCUCCGUCCGUAGCGCAGUCGCAGCCCGAGGUGCCUUUGGGGGGCCUUUCGGAGGCGGCCGACUCGCUGCGAGAGCUCCUCAGUCUGCCGCUCCGCUACCCUCGCGCCUUGGCCACGUUGGGGCUAGCAGUGCCCCGUGGGGUGCUCCUGGUGGGUCCCCCCGGAGUGGGCAAGACCCAGCUAGUGCGGGCGGUGGUCCGGGAGACGGGCGCGGAGUUGCUGGCAGUGAGCGCCCCUGCGCUGCAGGGCGCCCGGCCGGGGGAGACCGAGGAGAACGUGCGGCGGGUCUUCCAACGCGCCCAGGAGCUGGCCAGCCGCAGGCCCACUCUUCUCUUCCUGGACGAGGUAGACGCUCUGUGUCCGCGGCGGGGCGGCCCACACCAAGCCCCGGAGAGCCGCGUGGUGGCCCAGGUGUUGACGCUGCUAGACGGCAUCAGCGGGGACCGCGAGGUGGUGGUGGUGGGAUCCACCAACCGUCCGGACGCUCUGGACUCAGCGCUGCGCAGACCCGGGAGAUUUGACCGAGAGGUUGUCAUUGGGACUCCCACACUUAAACAAAGAAAGGAGAUUCUGCAGGUGAUUACCUCAAAGAUGCCCAUCUCUCCUCAAGUCAACUUGAGCCUCCUUGCGGAAAUGACAGUCGGCUAUGUUGGUGCAGACCUGAUAGCACUCUGUAGGGAGGCCGCCAUGCUCGCUCUGCUUCAUGGUGAGAAGAACCAGGACAAUCCAACGAUUGAUGAAACAGACUUCCUUGAAGCUUUUAAAAAGAUUCAGCCUUCGUCAUUUCGAAGUGUCAUUGGGCUGAUGGACAUCAAACCUGUUGGCUGGGAGCAGAUUGGUGGCCUUGAAGAUGUGAAACUGAAGUUAAAACAGAACAUCGAAUGGCCUCUGAAAUUCCCACACGAAUUUGCUAGGAUGGGCCUGCCACCACCAAAGGGCGUUCUCCUCUGUGGCCCCCCUGGAUGUGCUAAAACCACCCUGGUGCGGGCCCUGGCCACCAGCUGCCGUUGCUCUUUGGUUUCUGUGAGCGGAGCUGAUCUCUUUUCACCUUUUGUUGGAGACUCAGAAAAACUCUUGUCUCAGGUGUUUCGACAAGCAAGAGCAAAUACUCCAGCAAUUGUGUUUUUGGAUGAAAUUGAUUCAAUCGUGGGCGCUCGAUCGGUCAGCAGCACAGGAUGUGAUGUUCAAGAGCGUGUUCUUUCUGUUCUCCUGAAUGAAUUAGAUGGUGUUGGACUGAAAACCAUAGAGAGAAGAGGAAGUAAAUCAGAUCAACAGGGUAAAUACAAGGAGCUGAAAAAAAUGAAGAGGUAUUUAUUAUUUCAGGAAGUUUUUAAUCGAAAUGUCAUGAUUGUUGCGGCAACAAAUAGACCGGAUGUGUUAGACGAUGCCCUGUUACGGCCCGGAAGGCUAGACAAGAUUAUUUGUGUUCCACCUCCAGAUGCAGAGGGCAGGCUUUCCAUUUUGAAAGUCUAUGCAGAAAAGAUGCCAGUGGGGCCUGAUGUUUCCUUAGAAAGCCUAGCUGCAGAAACCCGCUUUUUCUCUGGGGCUGAUCUUGGAAACCUCUGCAAAGAAGCUGCCUUGCUGGCUCUGCAAGAAAAUGGACUAGAAGCAACCGCUGUGAAACAAGAGCACUUUCUAAAAUCUCUUCAGACUGUAAAGCCGUCCUUAAGUCACAAGGAUUUGACUUCAUAUAAAAACUUAUUUCAGACACAAGAAUUUUCUAAUUUAGAGGAUAUUUAAAAAGCAUAUACCUGCUGAAGGAUUAAUUGAAAUAUGAACUUGAACUACAGUUUGCAACUUCAGUUUUACAGUUUGUACAUGUUAUUUCUUGUAAAUAAAACAAACUUGUGCCUGAUAAGCUAAGAUUUAUCUUAUUUCUAAAAGGUAUGUUAAAAUAUCAUACUUUAGGAAGAAGGUAAUGUACAUGUGUUGAUUAUGCAGUGGGGGGGUGGUUUGGUUUGGUUUGGGUUGAUUGCAUUUUUAACUUUAUUUUGAAAUAUUUUCAUACAGAAAAGCUGCAAGAAUAGUAUAAAGAACUCUGAUAUAUUCUAACCCAUAUUCACCAUUUUUUUGCAUUUUGCCAUAUGCUGAACUACAGACAUACUUCAUUUUAUUCCUCCUUGCUUUACUGCGCUUCACAGAUGUUUCAUUUUUCACAAAUUGAAGGCAAGACCCCCCACCAGCAAAAAGAUUACAGCUCGUUUUAUUGUGAUACUUUAUUGCAGUGGUUUGGAAGUGAACCUGCCAUAUCUCUGAGUUAUGCUUGUGUUUAAGAAUAGAUAUACUGAGAAUUUCAUCUGGAUAAGAUUCUCUUGCAUGUGGGCUGGGAACUUUAAAAAUUUGAAAUAUGAUUAACAUUCUUAUGAGAUUUAAAUAUUACAGAAUCUGUACAAUUAUUGAGCAUUCACUAUGUGGUGGGCAUCGUGCUGGCCUCAAGGAUCUGGUGUAGGAAAGGAUGCAUUUGAGAGCGACUGAUGAGGAGAUCUCAGGGGUAAUUGGAUGUGGCUGGUGAAAUCCAAAUGGCUCCGAGGCCUCUCACCUGAAUUAGCUGGGCAGGUGGUGGUGCCAAGACAAAGAAUUCGGGAGGGAGAAAAAUGGGAACUGUUCAAGGGAGGAGUGGAUAAGGAAGAAAAUGAAUUAGACUACGUAUGUGCCCUGACUGGGAAUCAGACUCACAAUCUUUCUGUUACAGGACGAUGCUCCAUCCAACAGCCACACUAGCCAGGGCCAGCGUAUAUUUCUUACAAAUAAGGUUAUUAUGUGACCACAGUGCAUCAAAUUCAAAUU
This is a messenger RNA of Phyllostomus discolor (pale spear-nosed bat), 3546 nucleotides long. It is a transcript of the gene AFG2B, whose product is annotated as spermatogenesis associated 5 like 1. The coding region runs from base 193 to 2499 and encodes 768 amino acids. The transcript has 8 exons. Lineage: Eukaryota; Metazoa; Chordata; Mammalia; Chiroptera; Phyllostomidae. Gene Ontology annotation, molecular function: ATP hydrolysis activity; ATP binding. The record is from RefSeq and is a predicted model, not a curated record.